This is a messenger RNA of Limanda limanda (common dab), 470 nucleotides long. RefSeq names its product SEC61 translocon subunit gamma (gene sec61g). Gene Ontology annotation, molecular function: transmembrane protein transporter activity. NCBI's taxonomy places the organism in Eukaryota, Metazoa, Chordata, Actinopteri, Pleuronectiformes, Pleuronectidae. The record is from RefSeq and is a predicted model, not a curated record. The transcript has 4 exons. Bases 104 to 310 code for a protein of 68 amino acids. Gene Ontology annotation, biological process: post-translational protein targeting to membrane, translocation; protein targeting. Gene Ontology annotation, cellular component: Ssh1 translocon complex; membrane.
CGUCAGCUCUUCUCGAGUGAACUGAUCUGAAAGCGACGUGUCUCUCAGAGCUCAGACUGUUCCUCCUCAGAUCGCCUCCUCAGAACCAGCCCAAACAAACACCAUGGAUCAGGUGAUGCAGUUCGUUGAGCCCAGCCGGCAGUUCGUCAAAGACUCCAUCAGGCUGGUGAAGAGGUGCACGAAGCCCGACAGGAAAGAGUUCCAGAAGAUCGCCAUGGCCACAGCGAUCGGAUUCGCCAUCAUGGGUUUCAUCGGCUUCUUCGUCAAACUCAUCCACAUCCCCAUCAACAACAUCAUUGUUGGUGGUUAAAUCUUGGACAGAGAAAAUCGUUUUUCAAUACCUGGGGACGGGUGACGGUGCUGUAAAGUGAUAUGGGGCUGACGGGCUCGGGACUGAAGGGGGAUGGCAAUUUUUACGUUCUGUACACAACAUUUGUAUUUGCUGUGUAAAUAAAACAAAUGAAAACCCA